This is a messenger RNA of Brassica oleracea var. oleracea, 671 nucleotides long. RefSeq lists its product as uncharacterized. Bases 54 to 455 code for a protein of 133 amino acids. The transcript has 5 exons. Gene Ontology annotation, biological process: regulation of transcription by RNA polymerase II. The record is from RefSeq and is a predicted model, not a curated record. Gene Ontology annotation, cellular component: nucleus; NuA4 histone acetyltransferase complex. NCBI's taxonomy places the organism in Eukaryota, Viridiplantae, Streptophyta, Magnoliopsida, Brassicales, Brassicaceae.
UCACCUGGGAUCAAAUUCACGAAACCCUAAACGGACUGAAGAAAGGGGACAAGAUGGGUGGAAGAGAUGACGAAGUUGACAGAGGUAAAGAGAAAGAAGAAGAAGAGCAAGACGGCAUGUCCGUACUCUCUCCCUGCAAAGCUCUACCUUCCUCCGCUUCUUCUCUCUCCAAGGAGCAAUCACAGGUUGAAUUGGAGCUCACGUUAUUAGAAGCGCUUGAAAUCUAUCCUCCCGUUAAACUCCGAGGCAUACAUCGUCACUUUGUUCUUUACGGUUUGAUGGAAUACCUCGGCAGAAGCUUUGAUCGACAGUUCACAGCGGAUGAGGUUCUGCAGCUUCUGGAUCGUUUCUACAACAUUGAGAUGCUGAAAUCAGAUGAUGAGGACAUUGACAUUCUUAACCACGAAGAAGACUUCACCUUGCCGCAGAGUUACUUUGAUAAGGAAGAACAAUGACAUAAACAGAAUAAGAAGGAUUAGUGGUCUUUGCUUCAUUCUCACCCAUCUUUUUUGUAUAUAGUUGAUUAGGUUUGUCCUCAGCUCUUAUUCUAUAGUAUGCAGUAGUAUUAAUAUAGAACCAUCAGAGAGCAUUACUGAUCUUUUCAUGAUGACACUUAGAGCCAGUGUUGUGUUUGUUUGGGUGUUUCUAAUAAUACAGUUGAUUGUGCUGUA